AUGGGAAUUGACGCUAAGAGGCAGGACACUGAGGAAAUGGCUGCCAGAAACUACUCGGUUUUAGUCACAGAGGCUCAUAUUAUUGUUGAAAUUCCAGUGGGGGCGGUUGGCGGCUACUUCAAGAGCCACAUUCAGGAUGACCAGUACUUUGUCACUUACACCAUUGAGCCCAUGCUUGAGUUGCUGUGGAUCGAGGAGAUCGCACAUGAGGACACCAGCUAUAAAGUCCUCUUCCCUAUCACAACGCCUCCGAUGGCCAGGCCUCCACAAGUUCGCAACUGUGAACACACCGUUCCUGAGCAGGCAGUGUUUGUGCUUGAGUUGGGGACCUUCAACCUUGAUGUGGAGCUGCUGAACAUCACCUUUCCCACCAUGGUGCUAACUGUUGCAGAGUGCAACGCCAGGGGCUUCAAUGUUCAUGAGCAGAGAUCCCCGGACAACACCUUGAAGACCUUCAGGAUGGAGGUGCCCUUCUCAGACCCGGUAGUCUUUAAGGAGAGAAGGGCGGAACAAGGUGUCACAACCUUCACUCUUCAGCUGAUCUAUGGCCUGGUCAUCUUUCCAGAGUACUCUCCUUUCUCUCACUCUGCCGUUGUGGACGCUGUACUGCUGGACAUUGUGCCACCCUCAGUCACUGGCAACUGUGAUCCGGAGAACUUCCACAUCACUGUGGACUACAGGAACCAAGAGCCCUUUUUUGUGGUCUUGGUUGGCAAGCGGCUGCUUAACCAUGAGUUUGCUCAACAGUAUUUAACAGAAGGCGACACAGACUUCACCAUCACGUUGCCCUUCUCUUCGCCGGACGCAGUGUUUGAGUCAGUUCACUCGUCCUCUGUCAGGAGCAGACUGGAUGUGGCUCUGUUGAAUCCUUACAACAACAUGACCAUCAAAUACUUUUCCCUGGCUUGCAGCUUCCUCAAAACGCUGACUGAGUGUUUCUCUAACGGAACGAUGACUGCGCUGGCGGUGAAGGUGGAGUCUGUUCCCGGUCUGAACCCCGGUCAGCUGACCCUGAGUGACCCCGCCUGUGGUCCCACCUACAGCGACGAUCGGUUCGCCUACUUCCACUUCACUGUGAACUCCUGUGGCACCACCAGGAAGUUUAUCAACAAUGUCAUGCUGUAUGAGAAUGAAAUCUCCUUGCCAGAUGAACUUGAGGUGAAGCUGAAUGCCACGACGUCUUCAGAGGAGGAAUAUCAGUUAAAGGUUUCCUGCUACUAUGUGGCCAACAUCACUCGCACAUUGGCCUUCCUGACCAGGCCGCGUGACAAUGAGCCUUUUGCCGAGACUGGGACGGGUCGACUAAUGGUCAGAAUGAGACUCGCUCAGGACGCCUCGUAUAACACGUUCCACCAGGAGGAGGACUAUCCAGUGGUGAGGUACCUGAGACAGCCUCUGCACUUUGAGGUGGAGCUGACCACGUCCUCUGAUCCCAAGGUAGCGCUGGUGCUUGACCACUGCUGGGCCACCCUCAACGAGGACCGCGACUCCCGACCCCGGUGGAAUCUCAUCAUUAAUGGUUAACAUGUUGUUUUUGGGCCUAAACA
Messenger RNA from Oncorhynchus nerka (sockeye salmon), 1547 nucleotides. RefSeq names its product zona pellucida sperm-binding protein 4-like. The record is from RefSeq and is a predicted model, not a curated record. Lineage: Eukaryota; Metazoa; Chordata; Actinopteri; Salmoniformes; Salmonidae. The transcript is spliced from 10 exons. Bases 1 to 1524 code for a protein of 507 amino acids.